AUGGAUCCGCAAUUCCCCUCUGCGGGCUCAAGGCACGAUCCUUCGCAGUCGCAACACCAGCAGCCCAAUGUCCCUCCUUACGACAUCUCCGUGAUGGGCCAUUAUGGAGCCAGCGCGGCGCUCGUAGCAUCUUCAUCAGUGCCAGCUCCAGAUAUAUACAGCGGCGCAUUCGCAAAUGUUUCUCAAGGUUUGCACGGUCAUUACCGCGAUAUCCUUACAACGUACUGGCAACAGACCAUAAAUCAAUUAGAAAAUGAAGAACAUGAUUACAAGCUUCAUCAAUUGCCAUUGGCAAGGAUAAAGAAAGUCAUGAAGGCAGAUCCAGAGGUCAAGAUGAUUUCCGCAGAGGCACCUAUACUUUUUGCAAAAGGGUGUGACAUAUUCAUCACGGAACUCACAAUGCGCGCCUGGAUCCACGCCGAGGAGAAUAAACGCCGUACCCUGCAACGUUCCGAUAUUGCGUCGGCAUUGGCGAAGAGCGACAUGUUUGAUUUCCUUAUUGAUAUUGUCCCACGGGAGGAAGCAUCGCAUACCAAACGGUCCGGAGGUGGUGCAAGUCAUCAACAACAACAACCACAGCAACCUCCACAGCAACCACCACAGCAGCAGCAGCCUCAACAACAGGUUCCCCCCCAGCAGCAACCUCAGAUUCCCGCUGGGCAAGAUUACCUUAACCAUCCUGCAAUGGCUCAAGAUCCGGAACGGUAUAAUCAGCCAAACAUUUAUGGUGGAGGGGUCCCACAGCAGGGAAACUAUCCAUCGCAUCCGAUUUACCAAGAGAGCUUAGAGGGGAUGUAUGGAUAUCCACCAAUGCCACACCAGCCUCAUGUAAGACCCUCCUAUCACCGACCAUCCUCCCAUGUUUCCCCCGCUUUCCCAUUUGUUUCACACCCUGGAGCACGGGACCAUUUGCCAAUACCUAAUUCUGUUCCAUUGGCUCAUGAUCAACAGAUGUAUCAACUGCCCAACCAACGUGGCCAUUUACAAGAUCCCCAAGGCGCAGGGGGUAGCAACGAACAAGGCGAAGUCGGUGAUGCAGAUGCUGAGGGCGAACGAGAUUACGACGUCGCCUAA
Morchella sextelata is the source of this 1074-nucleotide messenger RNA. RefSeq lists its product as uncharacterized. Gene Ontology annotation, molecular function: protein heterodimerization activity; DNA binding; DNA-binding transcription activator activity, RNA polymerase II-specific. The record is from RefSeq and is a predicted model, not a curated record. Lineage: Eukaryota; Fungi; Ascomycota; Pezizomycetes; Pezizales; Morchellaceae. The coding region runs from base 1 to 1074 and encodes 357 amino acids. Gene Ontology annotation, biological process: regulation of DNA-templated transcription. The transcript is spliced from 3 exons. Gene Ontology annotation, cellular component: CCAAT-binding factor complex; nucleus.